Messenger RNA from Rhipicephalus microplus (southern cattle tick), 1725 nucleotides. It is a transcript of the gene Drgx, whose product is annotated as Dorsal root ganglia homeobox. Gene Ontology annotation, biological process: regulation of transcription by RNA polymerase II. NCBI's taxonomy places the organism in Eukaryota, Metazoa, Arthropoda, Arachnida, Ixodida, Ixodidae. Gene Ontology annotation, molecular function: DNA-binding transcription factor activity, RNA polymerase II-specific; RNA polymerase II transcription regulatory region sequence-specific DNA binding. The record is from RefSeq and is a predicted model, not a curated record.
AUGUCGACCAUGUCUGAGCCACAGGAUCUGAAGGAAGAGAACGACAAAGGGUUUGACCUCUCCUGCCGAGUCUGCGGCAUCGUGCAGUUUAAACACAUCGGCUACUUGGUGGAGCAUCUAGAGAGCGAAGAGCAUCGCGAAAGAAGAAAGUACAUCGGGGUACUCCUAGGCAAAAUUUGGGGCACGCACCUGAGCUCCCUCGAGUAUGGUAGCUAUGGAUACCAGUCGGAGCUUCACGAAGACGCCUUCGUGCGGAGAAAGCAGCGAAGGAACAGGACGACGUUUACCGUCCAACAGCUGGAGGAGCUGGAGAAGGCGUUUGCUCAGACUCACUACCCGGACGUGUUCACGCGAGAGGACCUCGCCAUGAAGAUAAACCUCACCGAGGCUAGGGUCCAGGUCUGGUUUCAAAACCGACGUGCCAAGUGGCGCAAGGCCGAGCGGCUGCGCAAAGAACGAGAAGAGAAAGACCGCUCGGCGACCGGAGCGGACGGCGCCUCUUCCGGUGGUACGGCCACUGAUGCCACUGGAGCCGGAGGUGGUGACCUGGCCACAAGUGGCGACAACGGCGGACCCCCGAGUCCACUUUCCCCCGGCGAAAGGAUUGACAAGCCCAACGUGCACAGCAGCUCUUCAGUGGCCGUGCACGAGGAGGACGACGACGAGUCCCAGGCGUCGGCGCAGUCGGACUCGGCUGGAAGCGCGGCAGCGGCCGCCUCCUCUACGACCAAUGGCGGCGGUGCGGGGCCUUCUUUGCUCGACCCAUCGCGACUCGCGGCCGACCAGUCGCGGCUUGAGGCUUUCGCCAAGGCUCACGAGGCAGCCAUGGGUUCGUCACCUCUGCUGGCAGCUGCGGCAGCCGCAGGUAGAGCCCCGCUGUCGCUGCUGCCACCUCCCUUGAGUGCCACGUCCCGUCUGUCCUCGGUGCCCUCGUCCGUCUCGUCUGUCAUGGAACAGCAGCAUCCGUUCUUCAAGGACGCUUUGUCGUCUUUUGCCGCCGCGGCCGCUGCGUCACUGCCAUUGCGAGGCAUGCACCAGCACCCGCUGUUCUCCGCCUUCGCUGACUCAGGUUUGGGUGGGCCGGGCGGUGGACCACCGGGCGUCGGUGUGAGCGCGGGAAGCGGUGGAGGAGCGGGAGGAGCAACCGGGGCCGGCGGGGGAUGCUCGGCGCAGGACUCGCUGCUGGGUCCACACCCGCGCUUUUCUCUGCCCCCCAUGUACUUCCCGCCCCACCUGUCAGCGCAGUUUGCUGCGGGGCAUGCCGCCGCUGCAGCGGCAGCCGCAGCCUCGUUCCCUUUCAAAGGCAUGCACCCGUUAUGCGCGUGCUGCGUGGCCAAAUCCCAUGGCGCGCCGCACCAGGCUCCCGCGCACUCGGCGGCACCGCCCCACCACGCAGCCUCCUCCACCGAUAACCACCACGCGGCUGCGGCGCUGAGCCAAUUGGGGGCUGCCGCCGCUGCCGCCGCCGCGAGCGCUGCCGCCGGAGGCAACAGUGGCACCAGAGGCGGCAGCAGCGCGAUCAUCACUUCCGGCGCACCAGCGCUGCCUAGCGGCACAGGAUGCAACAGCACGGGUGGCACCGUGAAUGGCGGCUCUGACGAAGUCACCACCACCAGCAGCGUGUCCGAGCUGCGGCGCAAGGCCCGCGAGCACUCCCAGGCAGUCAUGCUUCAGUCAGCAGCCAUGCUGAAGCCACCGGCUGUCACGGUGUCGGAGAGCGCUUAG